Molecule: messenger RNA, 1053 nt
Organism: Diaporthe amygdali
Lineage: Eukaryota; Fungi; Ascomycota; Sordariomycetes; Diaporthales; Diaporthaceae
Exons: 1
Coding region: 1-1053 (350 amino acids)
Molecular function (GO): oxidoreductase activity
Source: RefSeq, a predicted model, not a curated record
AUGCGGUUAAUUCUUCUGACAAUCCUACUACCCGGUCUCUUGGCCCAUUCCUUGGAUCACACUCGUCGUGAAAGGACGUGCACCACCGAAACCGCGAUUAUUCGGAGAGAAUGGGGCUCGCUGACGUCUUCCGAGCGAACAAAUUACAUCGACGCGGUACUUUGUGCUCAAAACACACCUUCAGAGCUAAACCUCCCUGCAACUAAAUCACGGUUCGAUGACUUUGCUGCUGUUCACAUCAAUUUAACCCGCUCUAUCCAUAACAACGGCGUCUUUUUCCACUGGCACCGCCACUACGUAUACUUGUGGGAGAAAUUCUUACGCGACGAGUGCAACUACGCCGGGUAUCAACCUUACUGGAACUGGGCUCUGUGGCCAAACUUGGCAGCCAGCCCGCUCUUCGACGGCAGCAUGACCAGCCUCGGUGGCGACGGUGAGCCUAUUCCGGACCGACCACCCACAAUCAUAGGCUCGACAGGCUUGAAGGUUCCCCCCGGUAACGGCGGCGGUUGCAUGAAGAGCGGCCCAUUCGUCAACAUGACCGUGACGAUGGGACCAUUCGCAUUCAGUGAUUUAACUACGGGCCUUCCCUCGAAUUGGAGCGACUACAACCCGCGAUGCCUCCCGAGGGACCUGAACGACGGAGCCUACCAGUUCAACAACCAGACCAUGAUCGAGCUGGCGCUGGAGCAGCCUGAGAUCGGGGCCCUGACGGACUUUGUGAACAGUGGAGUUGCGGGGGAGGGACUGGGGCUGCACUCGGGUGGGCAUUUUGCUAUCGGCCCUGUGAUGUUUGAUACCUUUGCGUCUCCGUUUGACCCUGCGUUCUUCGUGCAUCACGCUAUGCUUGAUAAGCUGUGGUUGGAUUGGCAAGAGAUCGACUUUGCAGAGAGGCAAUUCCAAUAUAACGGAACUAGUACCGUCUUCAAUGGCAACUCGACGCCGCCGGUGACAAAUGAGACGGAUAUCUACUUUCCCAGCAUUGGUACCACGGUAAAAGUCAUGGAUGUUGUGGAUGUGAAAAGCGGGUUCUACUGCUACCGCUAUGAGUAA